UUUAUUUUUUAACUCACAAUUUUAGCCUAUAUAUGAUAGUUCAAGCCCAACAUCAAAGACAAAAUCGAACCAAAAAAAAAAACAAUUGGACCAAGUUAUUCCGCACUCACUUGUCCCUUAACCUUCAAAUGGUAUCAAUAAAGCUACAAUGAAGCACCGUGAAUGUCCGAAUAAUACUCGAUCUAGGGUCGGACCGGAGCUUUAAUCGGUUCCGGUCGGCCCAGUUUUGGACACCCCAGAGGCCAGCGGGCAUGUUAAUUUGAUAAUAUUUUGUGUAUUUUCCUUAAAGAGGAAAUAUUUUUACAAAACUGCACUUUUUAGAUAAAAUGAGCAUAGAGCUGGAAACGGAGAUUAUGAAUUGGGAAAUGUUGAAUUGAACCCAAAUCCGACUCGCAUAGUCUGGUUUUCAAGACAAGACAAGCAAUUCUCCUGUGAAGCAAGCACAAGAGGUCGAGUAUGCAGUCGAUUCGCAGAUGUGUUGCUGCAGGGCACCAAAACCCUAAUCUCUGGAUUGGAAUCCGGAGCUUAUCGACUUCCAAUGCCUCUUCUCUGUUGAAAACUGUUGGAGCUCUCCUCGAUUCUCUUGCUCUUAAACCAGGUGGGACACUGGUACAGAACUGUGGCGACAGUGAAAUCGGAAGAAUUGUGAUUCAACUGGCAAAGGAGCGCAAGUUUCAGACUAUUAGCAUAAUUGACAACGAACCUGGAUAUCCUGCAAAAAUUGAAGAGCUUAAGGCACUUGGUGGGGAUAUAGUUGUACCAGAAAACUACACCAAGACUUGGUAUAUGAAGCGCUUGGUGAGUGAGCUAAGCCCUACCGCCGGUUUGAACUUCAGUGACGGGUAUCAGGCAACUGCUGUCUGCAAGGCAUUAGUUGAUGGUGGCACGUUCUUAACAUAUGGGAAGAAGUUACCAAAGAAUGUUGUUUAUGAUGGGGCAGUGCGUAAACCGGUUGAAUGGAGUGCAUUCGUCAAGGAAAAGAAGCUGAAGGUAUUGAACCUCUGAGAAUAAACGUUCAAAGCUUUUGUGAUUCCUAAUGGAUAUGGUUGGCCUUCCAGGUUCCAGUCAAUUGUUAUAGGUGUCUAUCUCUAUUUCUUAAUGAAAAUUUGGAGGGAUCAAUUUUUUUAGUCA
Macadamia integrifolia is the source of this 1131-nucleotide messenger RNA. Its product is annotated as enoyl-[acyl-carrier-protein] reductase, mitochondrial-like. Gene Ontology annotation, biological process: fatty acid metabolic process. Gene Ontology annotation, cellular component: mitochondrion. The coding region runs from base 457 to 1005 and encodes 182 amino acids. The transcript has 3 exons. The record is from RefSeq and is a predicted model, not a curated record. NCBI's taxonomy places the organism in Eukaryota, Viridiplantae, Streptophyta, Magnoliopsida, Proteales, Proteaceae. Gene Ontology annotation, molecular function: trans-2-enoyl-CoA reductase (NADPH) activity.